AUGGCUGAAGAAAAGGACAUACAGCCCUCCGGUGCUCCUCCAGUGGACCAUGAUGCCGACCAUGAGUUUGAACACAAACGCGCUGCCGACAGGAUUGUCAACGAUGCGCGACUUGCAUCCGACAAGGAACGGAAGAUGACCCUGAUGCAGGGUAUCAAACUCUAUCCAAAGGCGAUUGGGUGGUCUGUCUUGAUUAGCACAUGUAUCGUCAUGGAAGGCUACGAUGUCUGUCUGCUCAACAACUUCUUCGGCUUUCCUCAAUUCAAGCGGAAAUACGGCGAACAGCUUCCGGACGGAUCGUGGGAAAUUCCGGCACCAUGGCAGGCAGGACUAUCAAACGGAGUCAUUGUGGGCGAAAUCAUCGGUUUGUUCUUGAACGGUUGGAUUAGCGAGUCUAUUGGGUAUAGAUACACUGUGAUGGGGUGUCUAACCUUGAUCAUUGGAUUUACGACAAUCUUCUUCACGGCGCAGACGGUUGUACACUUGCUGGUAGCAGAGAUUCUGUGUGGUAUUCCAUGGGGUGUCUUUCAGACGCUUACCAUCACAUACGCUUGCGAGGUUUGCCCUGUUGCUCUACGUGGAUACUUGACGACGUACGUCAACUUUUGCUGGGGUCUUGGUCAGGUCAUCGGAAUCGGUGUCAUCCGAUCCAUGGUCAACCGAGAUGACGAAUGGUCCUACCGUAUCCCUUAUGCUCUCCAAUGGAUGUGGCCCGUACCUCUCAUCAUUGGUGUCGCUCUAGCCCCCGAAUCGCCAUGGUGGCUUGUCCGCAAAGGCCGACUGGAAGAGGCGAAGAAAUCGCUUCUCCGGCUCACUAGUCUGGACCGCGAGACUGAUUUCGAUGCUGAUGAGACGAUUGCGAUGAUGGUGCACACGACUGCGCUUGAAGAGCAGAUCACCCAAGGAGCAAGCUACUGGGAUUGUUUCAAGGGUACCGAUCUACGUCGAACAGAGAUUGUUUGCAUGGCAUGGGCGAUGCAGAACUUGAGUGGCAACGCUUUCUCUGGAUACUCAUCCUACUUCCUUCAACAGGCCGGUCUACCAGCAUCAACAUCCUACGAUUUCGCCAUGGGACAGUACGGCAUCAACAUGGCCGGCGUAUUCGGCGCAUGGUAUCUGAUGAAGCUUGGAAUUGGACGACGAACACUAUACCUUGCCGGUCUCUGCGGUCUCUGCGCCAUGCUAUUCGUCAUGGGCUUCCUCGGCCUGGUACCAGAUUCUCAACGCGAGAAGGGCGCCAUGGCAACGGGAUCUAUGAUGAUUGUCUGGGCCAUGUUUUACCAGCUCACAGUCGGUACCGUAUGCUACUCGCUCGUCGCUGAACUCUCAACCCGUCGUCUCGCUAUCAAGACCGUGGUUCUCGGUCGCAACCUCUACAACGUAAUCGGUAUCAUCACCGGCGUCCUAACGCCCUACAUGCUCAACCCUGGAGCCUGGAACUGGGGUAACUACGCCGGUUUCUUCUGGGGUGGUUCCUGCUUCCUUAGUAUCGUAUACACAUACUUCCGAUUGCCUGAACCGCGUGGCCGCAGCUUCGCCGAGCUGGACCUGCUGUUUGAGAAGAAUAUUAGCGCACGCAAGUUUGCAAGCACGCACGUGGAUGUGUUUGCGGAUACGCAUGUUGAGGGCACCGCUGUGUUUGACAGGUAUGAAGAGAAGGUUGAUGCUGCUGUGAGAACUGAGUCUAUUGCUGCCGCAUAA
Pyrenophora tritici-repentis Pt-1C-BFP is the source of this 1701-nucleotide messenger RNA. RefSeq names its product FucP, Fucose permease. The record is from RefSeq and is a predicted model, not a curated record. Gene Ontology annotation, cellular component: membrane. Gene Ontology annotation, molecular function: carbohydrate:proton symporter activity. Lineage: Eukaryota; Fungi; Ascomycota; Dothideomycetes; Pleosporales; Pleosporaceae. Gene Ontology annotation, biological process: carbohydrate transport; transmembrane transport.